Orbicella faveolata is the source of this 10372-nucleotide messenger RNA. Its product is annotated as chromatin remodeling protein domino-like. The record is from RefSeq and is a predicted model, not a curated record. Lineage: Eukaryota; Metazoa; Cnidaria; Anthozoa; Scleractinia; Merulinidae. Gene Ontology annotation, molecular function: histone binding; ATP binding; ATP hydrolysis activity. Gene Ontology annotation, biological process: chromatin remodeling. Gene Ontology annotation, cellular component: Swr1 complex.
UGUCGAGGCGGAAUUUUUCGUGGGGCCUUUAGCAACAAUUUCUCAUAUUUUUCAGCAACAAACUGUGAAAUACGCUUUGAAAAUCAAAUGGAAAUAUCAGCAGGUUAACGAUGGAGGAGGGUGAUCAUUUUGACGUCUCGCGUACGGGAUAGAAAUAUUAUGUCAAACAAACACUUCACGGAUGAAACUCCUCGAAGAAGAGUUCGCAGGACACCCUCUCACGACUCGGAAAGACAUCACAGCAGCGAUAUUAAAGUAGCUAGACCACUGGACGUUACAGAAAAUGUACCCACCUCACCAUAUUCCGAAAGGUCAUUUCAUUACAUGGGACCUCAUGGUGGUGGUACAGUUCCAAGUCCGACCCGAUCUGUCCAACCUGUGAGCCCUCACAGAAACGUGAAUUAUCCUCACCAUGCUUUCCAGAGAAGUUUUAGUCAACCUGUGGGAUCCACUGGUGAACUCUCUCCACGAUCACCCUUUCCUCAUUCUGUUGUGUCACCUUCACAUUAUCAGUCUUCAUCACCCAUGUAUGUUUCUCCAGCGCCUUCUCCUUCAGCUCCGCCUUCAACACCGUCAUGUGCAACACCCAGUAGUGUUACCUAUACCCUUUCUCGUGGACCAGGCUCAGUUAGCCCAAGAGGCUCUGGGUUAAAAACGCCAGAAUUUUAUCCCGGCUUACCUGACGGAUCACAAUUGAGUCCUGCAGAUCCCAGUUUUCCAAUGCCAUAUUCAUCAGAACAUUUUGCUAACCCAAGAGAACAGCAGUUUGUUUACAGCGGAGGAGGCCCUUCUCCUGGAGGUACAAUUCAUCAUCUUGGAUAUAAUACACCUCGUAGAACACCACCACUGCAAAGUCCCUCAUUAUUUCCAAAUCAGUUAUCACCUGGUACAGUCACUUCUCGAAAUCAGUCUGUAUCAAGUCCUCAGGGUUCCAUCAAUCCUCAUGCUGCUACAAGUGUCAGUAGGACUCAUGGAGUGCCAAGCAGAGCAGGUGAUAAAUCUGCUGGCUUGUCAUCUGAUUUUUCAGAAACUGCAAAAUUACGACAGCUUGUUAUUGGAUAUUACAAUGGAGAACUUGAAACAUUAAAAGCUAAUUUUCGGGAGAAGCUCCAGGAGCUCUAUUUUCUUCAAACUGGAGGAAAUAUGAUGGACUUCUUAUUAUGGAAGAAAAGACCAAGUCCCCAAUUCCUUGCAUUUCUCAAUUCAAAUCGACUAGAUGACGCAUCUGGAACAAAUCCUACACUUUCAACAAUCACUGUCUCACCAUCAUCUAGGCUUCCUCAAAGCUUUAUGUGGCCUCAACAACAGGCAGAAUCAAGCACUGCUGGUACAGUCAACUAUAAUGCCUUGCAAAGGCAAGUUUAUGAACAAGCUGGUCUUGAUCCAAGGAAAACUGUGCCUGGCAAUUUCAGUGCAAAUCCUGGUUAUAAAUCGCAGUUGUCUGUUUCUGAAGGAAUCGCACCUAAUGUUUCCCCUUUUACUGGAAACCAGCCAAUUCCCAGAUCAAAUGUGGUAAACACAGUUCCACCAUUUUCACGAUCAGUUUCUUUACCAAAUCCUCCAUUAGAGGCACAUGUACCACCAGGACAUGGUAGCAGUCAUUUUGGGAGUGAGUCUGUAACAGCUCCACCAGUCCCUAAUAAUCACAUGUCUGGUGUCAACACAGCACAGCCAGGAAUGUCUAGUCCGACAAUUUCUAAUGGGCCUACUCCGCUUACUCAUGGAGCAAGGACAACGUUGAACACUAGGGGUCAGUCCUUGUCAGCAGUAAUUGAACAUUCAUUUAGCUCUCAGGAGGAUAUUGCUGUUGAAGCGAAAAAGGAGGCUGAGGUGCUCAAGAGAGUUGCUGAACUACGUAAGGAGGGUAUCUGGUCUUUGACUAGACUUCCUAAGGUUCAGGAAACAACGAGGUGCAAAGCUCAUUGGGAUUAUCUACUUGAGGAAAUGCACUGGCUAGCGACUGACUUUGCUCAAGAGAGAAGGUGGAAGAGAGGCAUUUGUAAGAAGAUAUCCAGAGCAGUCCUGAAGUACCACCAAGAACAGAAAAGCAAAGAGGUGAAGGCGGAAAAGGAAGAAUCUGUUCGUCUUCGGAAAAUUGCUGCAAGCAUUGCAAAGGAAAUCAAGCAAUUCUGGUCUUCUGUUGAAAAGGUUGUUCAAUACAAGGUUCAAAGCAGAUUGGAAGAAAACCGGAAGAAAGCUCUAGACCUUCAGCUCAACUUUAUAGUAGAUCAGACAGAGAAGUAUUCGUCGUGGUUGGCAGAGAGCCUUGCUGUUCCACCUUCUAGCGGCCCUGCCUCUGUGGUAUCCGCUGGGGGUUCCUCUCCUGUCUCCUCUAAGCCUGAAACAGGUGGUGACAGUGAGUUUGAACCCACUGAGGAAGCUGACGAUGAGGAAACAAUUGAUGUCGAAGAAGCACAAGAACUGUCUGCCUCCAGAGAGAAGGAACUUGAGCUUUUAAGGCAGGAAAGUGAAAUUCCCCUGGAAAAACUGUUGGAGGACUUACCACCAGAGAUGCUUGAGGAGAGAAGUGAUGAAAGUGGUUCUGAAGAGAGUGAAGAUUCAUCUGCUGAAGAUGAAAGUGAGGCAUCAAGCAAAGAAAGUGAUAAUAGCGACAUUGAAGUGGAUGUUGAAGGCAACAAUGACGAAGAGCAAGAAGCCAAGGAAAAGCAGAAAACAUCACAGAUACGGAAAACCAGCGUAGAUAAAGAGGCAGUGGAGGCAGAUGAAGAGUUUGUGAUGACUGAGGGAGGUACAGAAGAUGACGAUGAACAAACAUUGGAAGAAGAAGAGAAGAUGGAGGAAGAUCUUGAUCACAAAGAUGAGAUUGACAACCUUCAGAAGGAAGGUGAAAUGCCCAUUGAGGAGCUGAUGAAGAUGUACAGUGCUGCUGAAAACGAAUCUACAGAUUUGCAGAGUGACGAAGAGAGCUCACAAGAAUCUUCUGAGGAAGAGUUGAGUGAUAAUGAAGGAAUGGAGUACCUUGUAAAACAAGAGAAAGACAGAGCCAGUGAAUCACAGAGUGCAGAUUCUGAUCCUGACCAAGAAUUGACAGAUGCUGCGGCAACAGCACAGAGCUUGCAACCUCGAGGAUUCACUCUAGAAACCACUGAAAUCAAGACCAAAGUACCCUUCUUGCUUCGUGGAACUCUGCGUGAAUAUCAGUUAAUUGGUCUAGACUGGUUGGUAACAAUGCAUGAGAAACAUUUGAAUGGUAUCCUGGCAGAUGAAAUGGGUCUGGGCAAAACCAUCCAAACAAUAGCAUUGCUUGCUCACCUGGCUUGUGAGAAAUGUGUGUGGGGUCCUCACCUUGUUGUAGUUCCUACAUCUGUGAUGCUCAAUUGGGAGCUGGAGUUCAAGAAAUGGUGUCCUGGGUUCAAGAUCUUGACUUAUUAUGGUAGCCAAAAAGAAAGGAAGGCUAAAAGACAGGGCUGGACAAAACCGAAUGCCUUUCAUGUUUGCAUCACAUCAUACAAGCUGGUUAUUCAAGAUCAUCAGGCUUUCAGAAGAAAGAAGUGGAAGUACUUCAUUCUCGAUGAGGCCCAAAACAUCAAGAACUUUAAGUCUCAAAGAUGGCAGUAUCUACUAAACUUCAACAGCCACUGCAGACUGCUUCUGACUGGAACUCCCUUACAGAACAGCUUAAUGGAACUUUGGUCGUUGAUGCACUUCUUAAUGCCACAUGUUUUCCAGUCACACAAAGACUUCAAGGAAUGGUUUUCUAACCCUUUGUCAGGCAUGAUUGAAGGGAGCAGAGAGUACAAUGAAGGACUCAUCAAAAGACUUCAUAAAGUUCUUCGACCAUUUCUGUUGAGAAGAUUGAAACUAGAAGUGGAAACCCAGAUGCCCAAGAAAUAUGAACACUUGGUCCGAUGCCGCUUAUCAAAGAGACAACGUUAUCUUUAUGAUGACUUUAUGUCUAAAACCAAAACAAAGGAGACAUUGGAAUCUGGUCACUUCCUCAGUGUUAUCAACAUUCUCAUGCAACUCAGAAAGGUAUGCAAUCAUCCAGACCUGUUUGAGCCAAGACCAACAGUUUCACCAUUCAUCACAGAAGGCAUUGAGUUUUGUACUGCAUCAUUAGUGCUCAAAGCUUUGGAAUAUAACCCUCUUAAACAAAUUAACUUUGGUUACUUGAACUUGUGUAUUGCGGACAUAGAAAGGACAGUAACGAGCUAUGCUGCUUAUCGUACGCAGUCUCUUCAAACACCAGCACAAAUGAUCAUUGAAGUAGAUUCUUACCCUGAACCAACAAGGCGUCUGGUUCCACCAGUAAAACCAAGAAGGAUUUCAUUGUCUGGUUAUCCUGUGGCACCAUUAACUGGUGUUAAGACCGACAUUUCUAACAGCAUUCAUCCAAGUGGGCAACACAUGCCAGUUAUGCCCCCUCCCCCUUACUCUGCACACCCACAACACAGGAUGCAUGGCACUACUUGCACACCAGGGAAUCUUCCCCAUGUCACCCCUCCUGGUUGGUCACAAGACUUGCCAGGUUAUCCACCACGCCCUGGUUAUGUAGGAUCAUUACCAGGAAGAAUGCCACCUGGAACUCCUGAUGGACAACAGGUACAUGGUUAUUCAACACGUCACAGUACUGGAACUGGUGGCAGCUAUCCACCAUCUAGAUUACUUGUGGCUGGUUAUGGAAGGGAAAUGCCACCACCUCCACCCUAUCCAGGGCAUGGUGCAGGAUAUGACUCUCAGCGUCAGCAUAUGGCAGUGACGCAUCCACCAUGGUCAGCAUCAGUUCCUGUGACAGCUGGUGCCACUUCUGAAUCACGGCAGCUUGUAUCUGGUAGUACAAGCCUACCAGCAGUGCAGGGUCGAGCACCAGUGGCACCAACUGUCCAAGAUGGUGUAGCAAAUAGACUGUCUCAUCCAGAACCAAAACCUUUGUCUGUGUCUCCAACCAAGAGGAUCGCUCUUGAUGCAAGCAAACCAACAAUUCCAGUUCCUGCAGUCCAGCCCAACAAAGAUUCCCCAUUCUACAUGGAGAGCCUUGCAGACAAAAGAGCUAAAGAAAGAAAACAGAAGCUUGUACGCAUCGCACAAGUGAACAGUCGCCAUUGUCAUGCUCAACCAGUUUAUGGACUGGACUUGGUCCAGGCUGUAUCUGUAGUUAAUGAUGUGUGGCAUACAGUCAGUUGUUGUGAAUACUUGACAAGUGUGUUGAAGACUCCAGAGGACAGAGUGAGUGAAAUGAAGGAAGCCAUUAACAGGUUUGUGUUUGUAAUCCCUGCUGCGGAGGCCCCUCCCAUCAAACUGCAUGCAUCCCAUGUUCCGCCUUCUCACUUGGCAAAUAUGCAACACCUUGAAGAGAAGCUUCACAAGGAGCUGAUGCCAAGGACAACUUUCAUGCAUCCUAUCACCAGGGGCAUGAAAAUGCAGUUCCCUGAAGUACGGCUUAUUCAGUAUGAUUGUGGUAAGCUGCAAACUCUUGAUCAUCUUCUGAGGAGACUGAAAGCAGAAAAACACAGGGCACUGAUCUUCACUCAAAUGACCAAGAUGCUUGAUGUGUUAGAAAGCUUUCUAAAUUACCAUGGGUACAUCUACCUGAGGUUGGAUGGAACAACAAGAGUAGAGCAAAGACAGGUCUUGAUGGAGCGCUUCAAUGCAGAUUCACGCAUCUUCUGCUUCAUCCUGUCCACACGCAGUGGUGGCCUUGGAGUAAAUCUCACUGGUGCUGAUACAGUCAUAUUUUACGACAGUGACUGGAAUCCAACAAUGGAUGCUCAGGCACAGGACAGGUGUCACCGUAUUGGCCAGACAAGAGAUGUCCACAUCUACAGACUGAUCAGUGAGCGUACAGUUGAGGAGAAUAUCCUGAAGAAAGCCAAUCAGAAAAGAAUGUUGGGUAACAUUGCUAUUGAAGGAGGCAACUUCACCACAGCAUAUUUUAAAGAAAGUACUUUGAAAGAUCUCUUCACUAUUGAACCAUCAGAACCUACAAACACCCAGUCAAGUGUUCCUAAGGCACCUCCCAGUGUUGACGUGGAGACAGGAGAAGAGUCUCAAGAAGAGCCAGAGGCAUCUUCAGAGAAUGCAGAAGUCAGUGGUGCGAAGGCUGGUGGUGGAAAGAUGUCGCAGACCCAACUGGAGCAGGCAUUGUUCAAGGCUGAAGAUGAACAGGAUGCUUGUGCUGCUACUAGAGCUAAGGCUGAACAGGCUGCUGAGUUGGCAGAAUUUGAUGAGGGAAUCCCUUUGAGUGAAGAUGGCAAAGGUUUACGAAAGGAAGAGGAACAAUCAAAAGUGGAGGAAGAGCUGUCUGCACUGGAGAGCCAGAUGUCUGCUGUGGAACGAUAUGCAAUUCGUUUCCUUGAGUCAUCUGGUAAUUACAUCACACUGGAACAAAUAAAAGCAGCCAAGGAUGAGGUUGAGAUGGCUAAGAAAGACUGGGAACUUGGUCACCUACAAGCUCUGAAGAAGGAAGAAGAGAAAAGAGCUGCUGAAGAAGAGGACGAGAUCUUGUACACGUACACACGGGAGGAAGCUUUGCAGGUGUAUGUAAAUGAUGCUACUGGUGAGGAAAUGCCGAUCUGGACCCCACCGACCCCUCCCCGAGAUGGACAAGAUGAGGUGUAUGUUGAUCCAUGUCAAAAUUACUUAUAUGACUCCACACCUAUGGCAGCCAGUCGUCUGCCACCUCUGUAUUUAACCAGGCCACAUCAAACUGGAAAGAGGACUGUGUACAAAUCUAUUGUUUACUUCAGAGACCAACUUCAGGGAGCUGCUAAAGAUCGCGUCAGCCGACCCACAUCAGUGUUUGACAGAAAUGGAUUUGAUCCGUUUGCUAGGAACCGUCGGAAUUCCUUGAGUAAGAAGUCCAAGAUGAAGCAGAUGAAACAGCAAGUUGCUCCCAGUAUCCCCAAACAAACAGAUUUCUCCCAGGGUGCAAGUGUUCCAGAUUGGUUGAUACACGAAGAUUGGGCAUUACUUCAGGCUGUUAACUCACUACAAGAGUUGCCAGUGGAUCUUGCUGUGAAUGUUCCAAGCCAAACACCGAACUGGGACAUUGUCUGUGACAUUGUCAAUCUCACAAGCAAGACAUUCCGUUCAGCUCGCCAGUGCCGUGAUCGCUACUUGAACAUGAUCAUUCCAAGGGAGGAGGGCAAAGUUCCUUUGCCUGCAGCAGAGGAGACCUUGAAGAAAUUAAAGACAAGAUAUAAGUCAUUCACUCAGCCAUACCUUACACAGUCGCACAAUUUACCAGUCAAGAUCAAAGGCACUAGUGGCAGACCUUUUAAGACACAUCAUUUGUUAGCUCAAGAUGCUGGUCGUUCACCUACUAUUGUACGUUCAUCCGUGUUUGAACUUGUCAAAAGGACAUCUCAGAAGAGGAAACCAACCCUCAAGCAACUGUUGGUGGAUCCACAGUUAAAGAAUUUCAAGCACUCUGCUGUCUUGAGUGCAAGUGGGAUUUCAGAGGAAAAGACUUUGAAUCCAGUACAACUGGCUACUAUGAAAACAGAAAGAAUCGCUCGAGAGAAGGCUGCUGCUGCACAGAAUGCUGCGUUACAGCAGCAGCAACAACAGCAACAGCAGCAGCAACAGCAACAAAAUCAACCUGUGGCAGCACCUUCACAGCUGCCGCAACCACAGGCAGCCCAGCUUACCCAACAGACUGUGACAAAACAGCUGCCAAGUACAACACCACAGCUUCCUGCUCAAAAACUAACCACUACCACACAGCUUAACUCUUCACCUACUGCUGCCGCUGCAGCACUUCAGAAAAAUGCAGCUCUUCAGGGAGCUACAGGAACCACGCCUGCAUCCACUUUGCUGAAGACUACAGCUGCCGGAAUUGUGCUCAGUGGUCAAACUGUACCUGCUGCAGGUACCUCGAGUAUUGUGGUUAAUACUCACAAGGGCAAUGCUGCAGGUCUCAGCUCUAUGACAUCAUCAUCCUUUGCCACAAUCAACAAAAGGAUGCAAGGCAAAAUACCAACUUCCCUUGUUCAAGUGCCAGCGAAUGCAUCUUCAGCUGGUGUGGCAACAACAAGAGUUCUGCAGACACAGCCGCGUCAGGUCAGCAGCUCUCUUGCAUCAGGCACGGCAACAUCAAUAACACUGGGUGCUACCACCAGCUUAACACCGGCAUCAUCAGCAGCUGUGGUCAGUCAGAUUGGACUACAAACUUCCUCGUCAGUUGCUACUGCAAGUCAUAAUCUUCCAGUUGCUACAACGCAGUUUGGUGUUCCGCAAGGAGUGAAACUGACUCCCCAACAGCUUACAUUACUGAGGCAACAGCAGCAGCGGCAGGCACAAAUGAAAAGGAUACAUCAAGCAGAACAGAUCAAGCAGCAACAACUCAAACGCAUCCAGAUUCAACAAGUUAAUCAAGGGCAAGUCAAUCAGGGGGCUGUUGCUUCCAAUACAAGCACAAUGCCAAAGCCAGGUACAGUGCAGCAGCAGGCCACUGUACAGCAGCAGCAGCAACAACAGAAACAGCAGCAGCAGCAGAUUGCAAACCUACAGCAAGCUGCUAUACUGAAGAAGGCUCCUCAGACGAUCACCCAGCAACAGCUUCAACAGCUCCUGAGUAAGCAGCAACUGGCACAGUUAACACCUUCGCGACAGUUACAGCUGCAGCAUCAGCUUCAACAGCGGCAACAACAGCAGAUGUUAAAAAAUAUGGCAUUACGUCAACAGCAGCAGGCUGUAGGAGGAGUGACUACCAUCCACGGUGCACAGGGAGGCCAGAUGGCUACUGCCACUGCUAGUGUGGCAAAACCAAUGACGUCGCAGGCUCAACUGCUUGUUGCUCAGCAACAACAGCAGCAGGUGGCGAGCACUGUGCAGGUGAAGAGUCAAGUUACUCAGUCUGUGGUCAAGCUGGGGACAGCACAGGUUCAACAUCAACAGCAGCAGCCACAGCAGCCUCAGCAGAUGACAACUGUCACCCUUCAGAGGACUGCUGGCCCUACUGUACAGCUACUACAGCAGCAGCAAGUACAACAGCAGCAGCAACAACAACAGCAACAGCAGCAGCAGCAACAACAACAGCAUACAUACGCUAUGAGGCAGCGCAAGCACUGACAUAGUGCUCCUCUUUUCUUAUGUAAAGUAGUUUUGUAAGAAAAUGAAAUGAUAUAUGAAUUAACACAAUUUUCUCGUAGAUUUGUGCACACUGUUGAAGAGUAUUGUAUUUCAGUUUUGUCUUUUGGAAAUACUUUAGCCGAAGUCGGAUUAGUAGACAAGGAGACUACAAAACAGCUUUUAUUCUUUCAAAAUAUCCUUACAAACUACUGACCUUCAGUUUUGCCUUGGCGGUCACUUCCAUGACCUCAAUCCUAAACAGCACAUUUACACUUUCUUGAUAUUCGUUGUACCCCGAAAUCAGAAAAUAAUGCGACUGUUUCAAAGGUUAACAGACAAGAUUGUGAUUACAACCCCUGCAGUUUAUCAUAUUAAUACAAACUGAUAUACUCACCUCGUUUUGAUUGCAUGUAACCAGGUAUGAAAAAAAACUUUUGUAACUAGUUGAUGUGAACGACUUGAUGCCAUCCAUUAAGAUGGAAACGGUCUAUGCGGCUCUACCAAGCGUUAUUUAGCCUCUUAAGCAUAAGUGUAUCCUCCUGCAGGCGUGCAGAAAACAUGCCAUUGAGAAACGUGACUAAUAAGAGAAUACUGCAUAUGGAACGAAAUAGCACCGUUUGAAAAAAAAAAAAACAAAAAUCUACAAACGUUGUUUGGCAAGAGGUGCGACAAAGCCAUACAGACUUUUCUACCCGUUGUGUCGCGAGAAUGCUGGCGUCCACCAGUUUUCUAUGCAUUUUCUUUUCAGUAUUUGAACAGUGUCUGUUUUUUUGUUUGUUUCUGUUUAUUUGCUUUUAUUAUCCGCUCAAUUCUGAGCAACCACCUCGCAACGUAGACAGCACUCUAAUGGGUACAAAAAAUAAAUUUGUCCCAAUGCAGAUUUGUUUUCUCUCUUUGCACCAAAAUGUGUCAGGAUUUUUGAAGUAUUUCCCUCGUUUGUAAAUGAGAAGGUCGAUGUUUUUCUUUGAGACUGAAAGAUGUUGACGGGUCUUUUGUGGUCUCACUGGUAUAAAAGCCUUUCAUUAAUUUUCCCUUUUUUUAAUGAGUAACCCCUAGGGGUUUCUAAGAACUAUAUUUUCAACGAAGUUGAUAGUGAUUCUCGUCUUGUUUGCGAAAAUCAGCAUUUUUUCCUGAUAGUGUAGCACAAAUGGAAGACGGAAGAAGAGGGGAUUGUUACCCAUUGCCACAGUGUGAAACAAAUUUUCGAGGAACCGUUCAGUAUAAUUAGAGAAGAGGCAUUUUGUUAUUCAGCUUUGUAAAUAGCAUUAACGUAGUCUGGUUUGUCUUCUUAAAAUAUUGUUUAUCUAAAGAUAGAGUAUUAAAGAAAGUGUUAGUCCUA